GGGGGCGGUGGGGGUGUUCACGGCCGGCUAGACAUUCUGUGCUCGUGCAGGAGAAGGGCUGCUACCAUCAGGGACGUGCACGAUCCCCCCCCACCUUGUCCCCUCCCCAAACUCCAAAAAAAAAAAAAAAAUCCAAAACACACUGCCACCCACCGUGCCCCCCGAGCCCCGCGUCCAUCCCGUCCCGGCCCGGGUGCUAGCGAGCGCGGGAAGCCCACGGCGACGGUCUGUGGCUGUGCCAGGCUGCAGGAUAUUGGUCUGCAGGAUGGAGUUCCUCGGGCUUAAAGACAAGGGUGUGCUGUAUUUACAGGUGUGGAAAGACAAAAGCAACUACUGUUCCCUCUCCUGCCAUGUUAACUGUUGGGUCUGGCGAGCCCCUGAUCAGAGUUACUCUGAUCCGAAGAUUUUCGUGUUUAAGGCAGUAAGAUAAUAGCCUGAAUUGUUCAUGGAGUUUUUCAUCAGUAUGUCUGAAACCAUUAAGUAUAAUGACGAUGAUCAUAAAACUCUGUUCCUGAAGACACUCAAUGAACAGCGCCUGGAAGGAGAGUUUUGUGAUAUUGCUAUCGUGGUUGAGGAUGUGAAAUUCCGAGCGCACAGAUGUGUUCUCGCCGCCUGCAGCACCUACUUUAAAAAGCUUUUCAAGAAGCUCGAGGUCGAUAGCUCUUCAGUGAUAGAAAUAGAUUUUCUGCGUUCCGACAUAUUUGAAGAGGUCCUGAACUACAUGUACACGGCCAAGAUUUCCGUGAAGAAGGAAGAUGUUAACCUAAUGAUGUCCUCGGGUCAGAUUCUCGGGAUCCGGUUUUUGGAUAAACUGUGUUCUCAGAAGCGUGACGUGUCCAGUCCGGAUGAAAAUAAUGGUCAGUCCAAAAGUAAGUAUUGCCUCAAAAUAAACCGCCCCAUCGGAGAUGCCACGGACCCCCAGGACGACGACGUGGAGGAGAUCGGGGACCAGGAUGACAGCCCUUCCGACGACACGGUAGAGGGCACGCCCCCCAGUCAGGAGGACGGCAAGUCGCCCACCACCACGCUCAGGGUGCAGGAAGCCAUUCUCAAAGAGCUGGGCAGCGAGGAAGUUCGGAAGGUCAACUGCUACGGCCAGGAAGUAGAAUCCAUGGAGACCCCAGAAUCCAAAGACUUAGGGUCGCAGACCCCGCAAGCCUUAACCUUCAACGAUGGGAUGAGCGAGGUGAAAGACGAGCAGACCCCAGGCUGGACGACGGCCGCCAGCGACAUGAAGUUUGAGUACCUGCUCUACGGCCACCAUCGGGAGCAGAUCGCCUGCCAGGCGUGCGGUAAGACAUUUUCCGACGAGGGCAGGUUGCGGAAGCACGAGAAGCUGCACACGGCCGACAGGCCCUUUGUCUGCGAGAUGUGUACGAAGGGGUUCACCACGCAGGCGCACCUGAAGGAACACUUGAAAAUCCACACGGGGUACAAGCCCUACAGUUGUGAGGUGUGCGGGAAGUCUUUUAUCCGCGCCCCGGACUUGAAGAAGCACGAGAGGGUGCACAGCAACGAGAGACCGUUCGCGUGCCACAUGUGCGACAAAGCCUUCAAACACAAGUCCCACCUCAAGGACCACGAAAGAAGACACCGAGGGGAAAAGCCCUUCGUGUGCGGCUCCUGCACGAAGGCCUUUGCCAAGGCGUCCGAUCUGAAAAGGCACGAGAACAAUAUGCACAGCGAAAGGAAGCAGGUGACGCCCAGCGCCAUCCAGAGCGAGACAGAACAGUUGCAGGCCGCAGCCAUGGCCGCCGAAGCGGAGCAGCAGCUGGAGACGAUCGCCUGCAGCUAGAGGGGCCUGGGGAGCCGAGACUGCGGUGGCGUCGGUCGGGAUCGCCGGCAGUUCCUGUGUUUUUGUGAAAGCUCACGGAGCGUUGUGCUCGCUGGACCUAAGGCACUGCUUGGUCAGGUGUUUGCAAAACUUUUCAAGGAAGCCGUGUUCCUAAGUUCUGACCAAACAGUUUCACCUGUCCGGUGUCUCAUGUUGCCAGUAACCCCUCAGCCCCCUCUUUUUUAUGAUUUUAAUUUGAGAACUCCUGUGUCCAGUUUAGAAGUGAGAGACUUCUAUUGCAUUUUUAAUUCCUCUACACUCGCCAAGCUGGUGCGUGCACUGCACAGAGUAAUAUUUGAGUAAGUUGAUUUCCUAAUCAUCACAAUUCUAUGUGACUUCUGGUCAGAACAGCAGUUUUAGUAACUUAAUAAAAGUACUUCAUGUAGAGGCAGAAAAUGUUGGUGGAUGGUUGACCAAGAAUACUGCGCAAGUAUGGAAACAAGUUCUGGAAAUGCAGAAUGGUAUUAGAUUUAUAUUUGGUUUGUUAAUUUUACAUCACUGGUGUUGUGUUUUUUUAAUUACUGUUUUUGUGGACAUGUAAGAGUUGCUUUGCUGAAGUGUUUCUUCAUCCAUUUCGAUUUGCCCCGCACUCACCUGAAAAGCUGUAAUCACAUGUGCUGAAGGCUGAACAAACCCGCCGGGUCAUUGGUGGGCUCGGGGCUGAGCUCUUAAAUUGCGGCAUAGCCAGUCUGCACCAGCGGGAAUCUGUGGAGUGGACCAGAAAAGGCUCCCAGAGACGAGGUUUUCACAUGUGCAGGAGUUUCUAGAUCAAAAUAAUCUCUUAGUUUUGAAAUUGGAUUUAUGUUUAUGAUCACAACUAGGACAUGAACAGAUAUGCUUCUUAAUAUACAUUUGUGUCCUUAACAGAAGGUCAUCACACUUUGGGCUCUGUGCAGCACAUGGGUUACCCAUAAUGGAGAUGCAAUAUGCUUACUAAAUUCAAAAUCUUUUCAAGUGUGUAAAUAGUAGUGUUGGUCUUACGUAUUUCAAAUAAAAGUAGACAGCUGCACUUUUUUUUGCACAUUGGAUUGAAAUAAUUUCCAUUAGUAAUGAACAUCAGACUUUUUUUUAACCAAUAUGAAAGAUUGUCAGACCAAAUGUUUAUGUUUUUGGAGUGUAUUUCAUCACUGGUUGCAGUUUUAAAUAGAAGUUGAUUGCCUUUUCGUAGCCUUGCAUCAGAAUUAUAAAUUCUGUUCCAGAAUUGGUGAACCUAAUAUUCUUUUAACUAUUUCUUUAGGAAUAUAUUGAAAUGCCAAUAGUAAUUUGAAUUAUGUUCUGUAAGAAGGUAUUAGUCAAUUACUUUAGAGUAUGUACAAUUGUAGAAAAUGUCCACUUUUAAAAUUCAUUUUUGGUUGCUAGUUUUUUUUUUUAAAUACAUUAAAGUAAUUUCCUUUCAUCGUUUGUUGCAUUAAUACCUGUAAUUACUAUUGUGGGAGAAAUUUUAUUUUUUAAAUUGGUGUAUAUGUUAUGCCCAAUACUGUAGAACAAAGAUGCUACCUUUUUUAAAAAGUUUAUUUAUUGGUAUAAUGUUUAAUUUAGUUUAAAAUUAACUUAAUUUUCUCUUCUUGAAAGUUGUUUGUUCUGUACUAAAAGUAGCCAUGUCACUGUGUUUCUGUGCUGUUGGUAGAAGGGGAACUGGUUGCUGGUUCCUAGGCUGUUUUAACCAAAGCAAAGGAUAAAUUUCACAUCUUGUCAAUAGCUAUUUCAAGAAACCAUAUUUUGGGCCUUCAUUUUUGUAUAUAAAAGAAAAUAUACUUCUAUCA
Messenger RNA from Lepus europaeus (European hare), 3597 nucleotides. RefSeq names its product zinc finger and BTB domain containing 14 (gene ZBTB14). The transcript has 5 exons. Lineage: Eukaryota; Metazoa; Chordata; Mammalia; Lagomorpha; Leporidae. Gene Ontology annotation, biological process: regulation of transcription by RNA polymerase II. Gene Ontology annotation, cellular component: nucleus. Gene Ontology annotation, molecular function: RNA polymerase II cis-regulatory region sequence-specific DNA binding; protein binding; DNA-binding transcription factor activity, RNA polymerase II-specific. The record is from RefSeq and is a predicted model, not a curated record. The coding region runs from base 446 to 1795 and encodes 449 amino acids.